AUGGGACCUCACAAUGCCACAAGAGCUAAUGGUGUUAAAGAAGAUCUUGUUGGUGAUGCUGCCAAAACUAACUUGCAUUCUCUUUCUGCGAUCAUCGGAAAUGUCAAUGGUGUCUCUGAAGGCGAAUGGGUGUCUCAGAUUGCCCUUGCCGCGAAGCAAAGACUUGGAAGGAUGCCAAGAGGUGGUUGGAACCUUGUCCUGGAUAAGUUCAAUGAGAAGUACUCGGCAAAGUGCUCCAGUUUAUGCCAACUAAAGAGCAUGGCUAGACGGAAUAACAAUGUGCAAGGGAGAUGCGACUCUUCCAGAGUGCAAGAUGAUGUGGACGUAGAAAUUUCCAGUUUCAGAAAUUGCCUAGAGGAACUCAAAUUCCAAAUUGGGAAAGUUCAGUCUAUUCAGAGAGACUCUCGAAAGCCAACUCCAAAGGUGCAACGAAGGAUGGUAAAAACUGAUAUCCUGGCUGGAUUAAAUUCUGCAAUUUAUCAUAUUACAAAAGAUGAUCCGCCCCAAGAUAUUAAUCAAAUUACCGAUAUUCUAUAUGCUGUACAGUGUGCUUAUUUGGCUUUAACUACGAGAGCCAGACCACAGAGCACAUGGUUGGAAAACACGGAAAGAAAAAUCUCUAAAUUAGCAGAUGAAAUUGACACAGUUCGUUCCUUCUCCAAACAAACCUUGCCUCAGGCAGAAAAGCAAAAGGCAAUGGAUGUUCUCUGCCGCUACGGAUAUAAGAAGUCUAAGAAGGGGGAGCUAACCAGAAUUGAGACUCUAUUGAAUGAUCUAAUUAGAAUCAAAAAGAAACAGAUAUCUAUCCAUUCCUCGAGGAAAAAUUUCCGGAAAGACAAUGCGUGUUUUGAAUUAAACCGCAGAAGAUUUUAUCGAAACUUAUCUUCGAGCAACGAAGCCACCCUGUAUGGGUUUGGUGAUGGUGAGUGCUUAUCAUUUUGGGAAGAUGUCUGGAGCAAGAAAAAUAUGGGGCCCGUAGUUUAUGAUUUUGUGGGUGUGAGGUGUACUGGCGGUGAAACCAUGCGACCUCAUUUCACAAGUGAUUUUAUUAUGGAUAUGCUCAAAUGUGCACCUGACUGGAAGGCAUGCGGAUGCGACGGAACGUAUAACUUUUUCUUAAAGAAGAUGGAUUCUUUGCAUGGGUUUCUGUGUAAAGAGAUAGUCCGAAUAAUUAAUGGAGAGUACACGCCCGAUAGCUGGUUUUACACUGGCGUAACUUACUUGAUCCCUAAAAAAAGUGAGUGUGAGACCCCGAAGGACUUACGCCCUAUAACGUGUAUGCCAACUUUGUAUAAACUUGUCACCAAAUGUGUUAAUGCCAAACUGGCCGAUUUCAUCGAGGCAUUUGGCUUAAUCUCAGAUAAUCAGCUUGGACGAGGAAGCAAUGUCAAGGUGCCAAAGAGCAAGCCCUCAUUAACCAAUGCUUAA
This is a messenger RNA of Octopus sinensis (East Asian common octopus), 1428 nucleotides long. RefSeq lists its product as uncharacterized. Bases 1 to 1428 code for a protein of 475 amino acids. The transcript has a single exon. The record is from RefSeq and is a predicted model, not a curated record. Lineage: Eukaryota; Metazoa; Mollusca; Cephalopoda; Octopoda; Octopodidae.